Molecule: messenger RNA, 1353 nt
Organism: Melampsora larici-populina 98AG31
Lineage: Eukaryota; Fungi; Basidiomycota; Pucciniomycetes; Pucciniales; Melampsoraceae
Exons: 3
Coding region: 1-1353 (450 amino acids)
Source: RefSeq, a predicted model, not a curated record
AUGUUAACUGUCCACUCGCUUGUCCGCAGACAUUUUCGCGUCUUGAUGUGUCGCGAGUCGAAUUCUUCACCAAUCCCACCAACUCUCUCAGCGGACGAGCGAGAUGGUAUCUUGGACCGCUUUCGUAUUGGUGAUAUAGAGCCAUGCGCGACUUCAGUGGCUUUGAUUGAUUCGACCGAUUUUGUCAAGACUGGUCCUCACUUCAACAGCAACGAUUUCGCCGAAGUGGAAUUAGACUUGAUGCGAUGGGGCCAACGACGAUUCUCUUUCUACUAUGAAGGCACCAUGGAUGAACGUGUAAACAUUAUAAUGUCUGAACUCUUCUGGACGUCGUUUUACCGUGCUGUCAAAUCUCGAUCGUACAAAUUCACUAUAAGCCAACACGUUCUCCGCCGUGCGAUUGUCUUCCCAGUGCUCUCCAAUGAGUUCAAGAACCUUCAAUCAAUGUACCGGGCCCAAUGCAACAGCUUGGAAAUUCUUGACUACCACUGCAUGGUAGACGAAAAGAAAAAGGCAGAGUACUCGGACUACUUGGUCAAGUCGGGCGUUUCUGAAGGUAUCUUAUCAAUCUUUCAACCAAGAAACCACUUCAUUAUGGGUAACAAAGCCGAAGUGAAAGUCACCGCUGGCAACCAAGGAUCGGACGAGGUUCACGUAUUCAUACCUCGAUGGUGGUCUGAGAAGACUGUUAGCUUAAUGAAAGUCAUUGAGGGACGGGUACACUCUUAUGCGGCCUUGUGCACCAGCUUUCCUGGAAGCGGUCGUAUCCCCCGCAAAUACGUCGAGUCUGAUUCAAAUGACUACGGUUUUGUACCUCGUCAUCUUCCAUCUGAUAUGUAUAGCGACGAAUUUAAAGAUACUUUGCUACCAAGUGAUCGUUGGGCACUCAAAAUGAAACCGAUGGUAUUGCCCGAAAUCAAUCGAAUGGAGACUAUCUUCCCUUCUGGCCAAACUCAAUUUUUUUAUCACAUAGAAGGUGGUAUGAACAAUGAUUAUUACACCAGUGACGAAGAUAUUUCGUGUGAUGAGCUCGAGCUUAGUGAAAAUGAAGACGAUGAUAGCAUCUCUCCAUCUGGUCAGAUUGAACUCAAACGUAUCGAGCGUCUCUUACAAGAUGAAAUUUCAACUUUGAAAGAAAACUUAAACGACUCCAAUAAGACUAUCGAGGGAUUCCAAAACAACAUACUCAACUCGAUUCCCUUGCACUUGGAAGAAUUGAAACAGGCGAGGGAAGACAUCACCAAGCUCAAAGAGAAGAUUGAAUCAUUGGAAGGUCGUUUAGAAUUGGAUAAAUCACAACAACAAUUGGGCGAAACGAGCCAAGCGGACCAGUUGCUCGAUUCACAAAUUUGA